GAGCUGGUUACAAGUCACUUGCACUUGUGCACUGAGGAUAAACAUCCAGCAGGUGAUUUGAACCUUGAAAGACAUCCACUGACACCAUGUCUGCUCUACACUGGAUUUGUGCUCUGACACUGGCGCUGGUCUGCUCCCUAAGCGCCCAGCCUGUGAAACGAAGCAUCAUUGCCCAAGAUAUGUUUAAGACUGCGUUUAAAGGUUUCAAAGACGGUAUUAGUGCUAAAUGUCCAAAGAACACGAGACUCUACUCCCCUGACAUUCAGGAGGAUUGUUUGUCUUCAGCACUGAAAUGCACUAUUGCUGAGCUAAAGGUCCUUGAAGUUGAAUGCAACGUUACUGAAAAUGAUGACUUCAUGAUGAUCUACGAAGGACUGAACAAGGAAAAGUGGAAUACAUCAUCAAGCUCACCCCGAAACUGCACCUGUGAGUUGUACAACCAAACACAUGUGAAGGAGUUUGUAGAGAACAUGGAACGUCUGGUGCAACUACUCUACACAAGAACACAGUGAUCAUGUGAAGGUUAACCUGCUCUUGACCACUGCAGGCUUUGGGUCAUAAAAAGCUAUUUCUAGACAAUGUUUAGGAAACUUAAAAAACAUCAGGGUUCAGCAAUUUAAAUUAUUGUUAUGUUUUUUGUUUUUUUUUUAUGUGAUGUAUCAUACUGGUUUAUGAUAUUAAUUGAAUCAUGUUAUACGUCUUUAUACAUUGCACUGCUAGGAAUGUAUCCUUGAUAUAUAGUUGUGUAUGUAACUUCUAUGAAGACCAACAUGUUGCCAGUUCUCUGAGUUGUAUUUAUUUUUUUUAUUUUUUAAAGAAAAGCACUAGAAUGUUUUACAUAAGCUUUGCUGCUUAUUUAUGUAUUUAAGAAACUAUUUAUUGGUUAUUUAUAAGAUGUCUGCCAUGUAUUUUAAGAUAAAUAAAUGUGAACAUUUGAAUUCUAAAA
Messenger RNA from Ctenopharyngodon idella (grass carp), 946 nucleotides. RefSeq lists its product as uncharacterized. The transcript has 4 exons. Lineage: Eukaryota; Metazoa; Chordata; Actinopteri; Cypriniformes; Xenocyprididae. Bases 87 to 512 code for a protein of 141 amino acids. The record is from RefSeq and is a predicted model, not a curated record.